Molecule: messenger RNA, 1557 nt
Organism: Amoebophrya sp. A120
Lineage: Eukaryota; Dinophyceae; Syndiniales; Amoebophryaceae
Source: the annotation of a GenBank genome assembly
CCGUCGAAGAUCAAAAUCCCGUCCCUUGGACGGUCGUUACAAGAAGAUCGAAUCGACGGAACCUUCGAAGAUGAAAAUCCCGGACAGCCCCUCGUCGCGGGAACGCGCGCGAAUAAUGUCAACCGGCGGAGCAGCAGCAGCGCCUGAGCCUGCCGGGGGCGGCAGAAGUGUAAUUUAUUUGGAAUAUUAAGGCCCGCGCGCAUUGUAAAUUGACUGACUUUAUGCACUGCAAAAGUAUCGUACUAGUAGAAAUCGCAUUACAAAUUCGGUCAGCAUGACAAAUGAAAUUUGUCAUGCUGUUUUUCCUUGGUAUGGAGAUUUGUAAUGCAUGACUGCGAUUACUACGAGUACGAUACUUUUGCACAGGAUAGACUUUUGACUAUGCUUGAAGAUCUUCGUCGCGAACUGUUCUUCGGAAGAUCGGUGACCCAGUAAGAGGACAUCGUAUUCCCUGAAAAUUAACCAUCCCCAUCCACUUUUUGCAUGACAAACACAGACUUUACUAUAUGUCUUGCAUGACAAAUUGGAUGGGGAUGGUUGAUUUUCAGGGAAUACAUCGACAUCAAAGCGCAUUCAAACUUUCUAUGCAAAUCAUUUCUUUUUCACCACCCAAAUGACGAUGAACAUACUUGCGGUUGCGACACGCACACAUAAUGUUGAGCCGUCGCAAAUUUUGUGUAUGUUUUUAUCUCGACAUCAUGAUCCUAGUGGCGGUCGUGUUUUGAAAUUGGUAGUUGCGACAUCCUCGUCCUGGCGGUCGUGUUUAUUCGACAUCACCUGGCGGACGCGACGAAUCCGUUUUGAAAUUGGUAGUUUUUUGAAAACAGAAGUCCACAAGGGUUGUUGUAUUUUUAACAUGCAAGUGUGCCACCUAUCUAUGCAUUUUUUUUUUGAACAGGUCGACAGGGGUCGAAGUCGAAUAGUUUGAACAUACUUGCUACAGGCAGUUUUACUAUAAGCUGAUGCAAAUUUUGUGUAUGUUCGAAUCUUUCGCGUGUUUAGUUUAGCAUCGGCCCGUGCGUAGCAUUGCUAGCUAGCAAGCGCCUGUGCAUCUGAACGCCAAAUUUUUUUUUUCAUCACCCAAAUGACGAGGAACAUACUUGCUACGCGCAUGCAUAAUGUUGAGCCGUCGCAAAUUUUGUGUAUGUUUAUUCGACAUCCUGGGCAAAUCUUUUUUUUUUUCAUCACCCAAAUGAACAUACUUGCCACACGCACGCAUAACGUUGAGCCGUCGCAAAUUUUGUGUAUGUUUAUUCGACAUGAUCCUGGCGGUCGUGUUUAAGUGCCUUGUCUUCCCGCUCGCUAGAAGUAGAAAGUAACCAACCAAGAAAAGAUCGAGCGGAAAAUUGGUACACAGACGACCAGAGCAAAUUGUAGGCAACGAAUCGGAUUGGCCCCUCGUUGACCGAGCAAGAACUCGAAUGUUGAUGCACAAGACCACGGUUGCAAGAUGCAACGCGAUUGUUUUGUUAGACAUCUACUCCCAACAAGGAAACGGAAAAACUGCAUCUACUUUCACAAGAGCAUCUUCCUAUGCUCCUGUUGAGAGCUGCGCGA